GCUUUUUUGUCGUUGACCAUGUCUUCUAAAGGUGCCUUGAGCAGUCGCCAUCAGAAGUUCGCAGCGAUGGUCAAGGACGAGGAUUUACCGGUGUUUGACAAGGUCAAGGCAUGGUUUGACAUUGCGAACGAAGAGGGCUAUGAUGGUCACGAUGCUAUAAUAGCAAAGACGCUGAAGCUCGAAUCAGUCACUUAUGAGCCGACCAAGAGCAAUCCCCACAAUUCUCGCACGGUCUACAGCUUCACUGUCCCGAGGCAGCUAUGCAACAUGGGCGGAAACCUACAUGGAGGAGCAGUAGCUCUUAUCUUCGACAUCACCACCUCCACGGCCAUUACUGCUUGUAGUAAGGAUGGAUUCUGGGAUACUGGACAUGUAUCUAGAAACCGUCAACUGUGUUUACCUGCGCCCUGCUCCUGAAGGCGCGAAAGUGUUUGUCGAAAGCUGGGUGGUGCAUCUAGGCAAGCGCAUGGGACUCACCAUGGGUGUCAUGCGGCUGGACUCGGAGGAUGGGAAGGUUUGCUAUACGUGCGAACAUGGGAAAGCUUCGGUCGGAAGUUCCAGCUUGUAGAGCGAUGAAGUGGUGGGGUUGCGAUAUGCUACAGUAUAUGCACAUGCACGUUCAAUACCUCUAUAGCUGAUAGCUAGUAAGAAUGAACAUCAGUCGAAGGAAAAGA
Molecule: messenger RNA, 674 nt
Organism: Parastagonospora nodorum SN15
Lineage: Eukaryota; Fungi; Ascomycota; Dothideomycetes; Pleosporales; Phaeosphaeriaceae
Exons: 6
Coding region: 19-417 (132 amino acids)
Molecular function (GO): fatty acyl-CoA hydrolase activity
Source: RefSeq, a predicted model, not a curated record